Molecule: messenger RNA, 2601 nt
Organism: Telopea speciosissima
Lineage: Eukaryota; Viridiplantae; Streptophyta; Magnoliopsida; Proteales; Proteaceae
Exons: 1
Coding region: 256-2454 (732 amino acids)
Source: RefSeq, a predicted model, not a curated record
UUUUGUUUGAUCAAAAUUGAAAUUUGAAAGUCAACUUAAUCUUUUGGGAUUCCAAAGUCAAUACCCUUUUGCUUGUUUCGAAUCCCAAGUCCGAUGGAUGAUGUCGACUAGGUUUUGGGAAAUUGUUGUUCUUCCUGAUCUAUCUUUAUCCAUAUCUUUGUUCUGACAAGUGGGUGUCCUGGAUUGAGGUCUGAAGGCUAUAUAUUACGUGUAGCGCUUUAUUGGGAAUUGGGUUUGUUGCUUUCUGGUUUACUGAUGGAGUGCAAUAUAGAGGAAGCUGUUAGAGCUAAGGAGACUGCUGAGAAGAAAUUCGCCGAGAAUGAUUUUGCAGGUGCGAAGAAAUACGCAAUUAAGGCCCAAAAAUUGAAUCCUGGAUUGGAGGGCAUCUCUCAAAUGCUAGCCACCUUUGAUGUUUAUGUUGCUUCUCAGGUUCAGAUUAAUGGUGAAACUGAUUUUUAUUCGAUCCUUGGAUUGAACCCAGUAGCAGAUGAUGAUACUGUUAAGAAACAGUAUAGGAAAUUGGCAGUGAUGCUUCACCCCGACAAGAACAGAACUGUGGGAGCUGAAGGAGCAUUCAAGCUUGUGUCAGAUGCGUGGACACUGUUAUCAGACAAUGUUAAAAGGACUUCAUAUGAUCUCAGGAGAAACAGGCAAUCCACAACUGUGGUUAAUCCCACCAACUCUGCAGUUCAGAACACCAAGGUUAAGGGGUGUUUGAAGUCCAACAAGUCGAAGCUUCGAACUUUCUGGACUGUGUGCACUUCAUGUCGAGUGCAGUACGAGUAUCUCCGUAAGUAUGUGAACAAGAGACUCUCUUGUAAGAACUGCCGGAGAACCUUUGUGGCUGUAGAGACAGUGAAACCUCCGGAAACCAGUCCGAUCCCUUUCUGUUCUUGGUCAGUUUUGCCUGAGAAUGUCCAUGGAAGUCACGGGUUCAAUGGGUUGACAUAUAUUCCGGCUAGCACCAUUGUUUUCACGGGAACUGGGUUCGGGGGAUUCCAUUCUGGUGUGGGCUACGAGUAUCCUAAUAUGGCUUUCCAGUGGAGUCCUUUCCCUGGAACCCCUGCUGCUGGGUUUGCAGGCGUUCAUGGACCAACAACAGGUGUUCCUUCUCCAUCUCCAGCUCCAUCCGCUGGUAGUGUUCAUCAGUCCAGCAGCAACAAUGUCAAAAGACACGGAGAGAAGAUCAAGGCAGCAGCAGCAGCAGCAGCAGCAGCCAAGGACAAAGAUCUUACAGAGAAUGGCAGUGCAAUGGGCGCUAAGGCUUCCAUUGAACUUACAACCUCUGCUAAAAGUGAUAGGCAUGAGAAGAAAAGGAAGACCAAUGAAGGAACUUCCAUGAACGGGUACCAAGAAGAAAAGAGGACCAGAACUGUGAUUUCAGAAACAAAAACGGCCAAUGGGGUAGGAAACCUCACACAGGAUGCGAAGAAGUUCCCUAGCACAGGUGAGGCUCCAAAUAGACGUUGCUCGGCUGCGCCGGCAUUUGAUGCUCGGCAGCUGCUCAUUGACAAGGCUAGGACAGAAAUCCGAAAGAAAUUGGAAGAGAUGAAAUCCGCUGCAGCAGCAGCAGCAGCUAAGCCAAGUGAGAACUCCAAAGCCCAGUUACCUGCGAGGGGUAAUGCUGAUCAGGGUGAUUGUGCUGAUGAAUCACAGACAAACCAACCUGGACCUGGGUCCAUCUCUAUAAGUGUUCCUGACCCAGACUUUCAUGACUUCGACAAGGACAGAUUGGAGGAAUGCUUCAAGCCGAAACAGGUAUGGGCCAUGUAUGAUGAAGAAGAUGGCAUGCCUCGCUUGUACUGUCUGGUCCGCCAGGUUAUCUCAGUGAAACCAUUCAAGAUUCGCAUCACUCGCUUGAACUCUAAAUCCGACAGUGAAUUUGGGUUGGUGAAUUGGGUGGAUUCUGGGUUCGUCAAAUCUUGUGGACAUUUCAGGGCAUGGGAUACGGAAGAUGUUGAGUUGGUUAACAUCUUCUCCCAUAUCCUCCCCCAUGGAGCCAAAGCUGGCAGGGGAGGUUGCAUUCGGAUUUUCCCCAAGAGAGGUGACAUCUGGGCUGUUUACCGGAAUUGGUCUCCGGAUUGGAAUCGCACAACCCCAGACGAAGUGAGGCACCAGUAUGAGAUGGUGGAGGUUCUCGAUGACUACAACGAAGAGCUGGGCAUCUGUGUUACUCCACUCAUCAAAUUGGAUGGAUUCAAGACAGUAUAUCAGAAGAAUAGUGAUCAGAAAGCAGUCCAGUGGAUUCCUCGCAGAGAGAUGUUGCGGUUUUCACACCAGGUACCGUCAUGGCUGCUUCAAGGAGAAGUCAGUACUAAUCUUCCUGUUGGAUGCUGGGAUCUGGACCCAGCUGCGACCCCGGAAGAGCUGCUUCAUGGUGCAGGUCUAAUGGAAACAAGGACUAUUGAUGAUAAACCUGAACCUGUUCAGACGAAUUGGAUUUGUGAAAUGUAGUAGUAGUAGUAGUAGUUGAUAUACACUUUUUAGUUGGCUGAUGUUAAAAAAAUUUGACAGCCAAAAGAGAGUGAGAAAUUUAUCAUUCAUGUAACUCGAAACUCAGGCAUGAUUUACUAAUGAAUUGGAUUGGGUUCAUUCUGAGUU